Molecule: messenger RNA, 1197 nt
Organism: Trematosphaeria pertusa
Lineage: Eukaryota; Fungi; Ascomycota; Dothideomycetes; Pleosporales; Trematosphaeriaceae
Exons: 5
Coding region: 98-1063 (321 amino acids)
Source: RefSeq, a predicted model, not a curated record
AAUAUUUUUCCCAGGCUGGCUAUUGCGUCCUCCGCUUUGUCUGUGGAGCACUUGGAGACAUCUAGUUACAGCGUUCUCAUCCCUUCAACAUCUCGAAAUGGAGGGUUCACCGAGGUAUCGCUGCGGUUCUUGUGAGCUAAACGGUCUUACCACAAAAAGCCUCACAAAAGCAGAAAAGCUUUGGAAGCACUUCAGAAACGCCCAUGGUUGUUCAGGAGACGUUGACUUCCGCGACUACCGUUGUUGUCAUAAGCUCUGUUUCGAAGCAGAAUCUUUUAGUGGUUUGUUCUUCAUAUCGCAAAAUGAGCUAGCGAAGCAUGCUAGGCUUCAGCAUCCAGAGGGGCCAGAGAUUCACAAGAUCGAUCCUCCAUGUCACCCUGACAAACCAAGCGUCCAUAGGAGGCUUUCUUUUGACCACUGUUCUGCAUCUGAGGCUAAACGCUCGAACACACCAGGCAGCGAUUUCGGACAGGCGGCGACCACGGCAUUGCUCACUGACAACGAACACGAAUUGGAGAAACAGGGCGCCGUGAAAGAGGAUUUCCAGCGUUGUAUGAAAAUUUUGGAUGCGAACGACGAUUUUCAAUUCGCUAUCGCGCUCUUGGAUACACAAUGCCAACGGGGCAAUUGGAUUUCGGAGCGCUUACUCGGCCGGCUCGGGCUUAGCCAUCUCAUAUCAAAAUCCACUGUUACCCUGGAUAUGAGAAGCGCAUCAGGACAUCGCGUGGAAAGCCGAGGCACCAUCCGUCUGCAAUGGAAGUGGCAUCCAAAUGGAACUUGCAUCAAACACGAAACGUUCUACAUUUUAGGGGACGUAACGGAAAUUGAUGUCGUGAUAGGGAGAGAUUACAUAGUCAAGCAUGGCUUGCUGAGGCCUGACCCUGCUGCGUUCAUGCCCCUGAUCCAGCAUGAGAAGACUACCGAAGCGGACAAAGCUCAAAUUGCGUCGUUGGAAGAGAAACAACGCCAGGACAAGGCGGCUCUCGCAGCUCGCGCAGCUCAACGAGCGGCUGCGCAACAAGCCGCGCAACAGGCCCAGCAAUCGGCAAAUUCGCAGGGCUGAUGGUCAUGCACGACGGCCCCUUCACGUCAACCAUAUCAGGCAGCGAUAGUCGGCCUAAAGCGCGCCCGUCCUACAAUACCGUCCCUAUCGAAGCGCUCGUCGUCCCUACGAACACAAGCCGCACGGCCGCGAAG